UUUCCCACAUCAUCAUCAUCAUUCAUAAGACAAGCUAGCCCCCUUGCAUCCAACCGGACCCAAUCAUUUUCUCUCUCUCUCUCUCAAAUUUCAGCUAAUCAAUCACUCUCCAUUUCAACUUUCUUUCUACAUCCAUCCAUGGCUGAGGAAACCCAAAAACCAGCUGAAGAAGUCAUCGCAGCUGCCCCCUUGGACACCACGUCCAAGGACGCACCACCUGCACAAGUAGAAGAAGUCACGGAGCCAGCUGCAGCAGCAGUUGAAGAGGUGGCGGAGGAAGCAGAGAAACCAGCAGCAGCAGCAGCUGAAGAUGCUGCGGCCGAGGAGAAGAAGAUAUCUCAAUCGGUGUCUUUCAAGGAGGAGAGCAACGUGGUCGCUGACCUCCCCGAACCUCAGAAGAAGGCACUCGAUGACCUCAAACAACUUAUUCAAGAUGCCCUCAACAAGCACGAGCUCUCUGCUCCCCCACCCCCCAAGGCCCCGUCACCAUCCACUGAGGCCAAGAAGGACGAAGUUGCAGCUGCAGCUACAGAAGAAAAAGUAGAAGAAGAAGAAGAGAAGAAAACAGAGGAAGAAAAGAAACCUGAUGAAGAAGAGAAGAAGGAAGAGGUAGUUGAAGAAGAAAAGAAACCUGCUGAAGAAGAGAAGAAGGCCGAAGCUGAGGGUGAGGCCACAACAAGCGGUGAAGAGAAGAACGUGGUCGAAGCAGUGACGGAGGUGGUGGUAGAGGCAGGUGAAAAGACGGUGGAAGCUAUUAAGGAAACCAUAGUAUCUGUGGUUGCUGUAGGUGAAGAAGAAGAAGGAAAGGAAGCUCCUCCUGAAAUUCCUUCAGAGCCAGAGGAAGUAUCAAUUUGGGGAAUUCCCCUGCUUGCUGAUGAGAGGAGCGAUGUGGUCCUCCUCAAAUUCCUGAGAGCCAGGGACUUCAAGGUUAAAGAUGCCUUCACCAUGAUCAAAAACACGGUGCGUUGGCGCAAGGAAUUCGGCAUCGACGCCCUGGUCGAUGAAGAUCUGGGAAGUGAGUGGGACAAGGUGGUGUUCACUCAAGGACAUGACAAGCUAGGCCACGCUGUUUGCUACAACGUCUUCGGUGAGUUCGAGGACAAGGAGUUGUAUCAGAAAACAUUCUCUGACGACGAGAAGCGCCAGAAGUUCAUCAAGUGGAGGAUUCAGGUGUUGGAGAAGAGUGUCAGAAAACUUGACUUCUCUCCUACUCCUACUGCUAUCUCUACCAUUGUUCAGGUCAAUGAUCUCAAAAACUCUCCUGGACUUGGCAAGUGGGAGCUCAGGCAAGCUACUAAUCAGGCACUUCAACUGCUUCAAGAUAACUACCCUGAGUUUGUAGCCAAACAGGUGUUUAUCAACGUCCCUUGGUGGUACCUUGCCUUUUCUAGGAUGAUCAGUCCUUUCCUGACACAGAGGACCAAGAGCAAAUUCGUCUUUGCUGGCCCAUCCAAAUCUGCUGAAACCCUUUUCAAAUAUAUAGCUCCAGAGCUAGUGCCAGUUCAAUAUGGAGGACUGAGCAGGGAGGGUGAACAGGAAUUCACCACUGCUGACCCUGUCACUGAGGUUACAAUUAAACCAGCAACAAAGCAUGCUGUUGAGUUACCAGUUUCUGAGAAAGGACAUCUGGCUUGGGAACUCCGAGUUGUGGGUUGGGAUGUGAACUAUGGAGCAGAAUUUGUGCCUGGUGCUGAAGAUGGUUACACUGUGAUAGUGCAGAAGAACAGGAAAAUUGGUCCAGCUGAUGAGACAGUGAUCAGUAACAGCUUCAAAGUUGGCGAAGCAGGCAAGGUUGUGCUCACCAUUGAUAACCAAACAUCCAAGAAGAAGAAGCUCCUCUACAGGUCCAAGACCACUCCCAUCUCUGACUGAUAAGAUAAUGGCAAGGUGAAGAAUAAUAAGGAAGGUGUUGAAUGUGUAUUUAUUACAUUACAAGGAUAAGAACAUUGUACAAGUUCCGGGCCAGGGGGGCUUAAUUCUUUUAUACAGGGUUAUUUUGUUCAUAAAUUGUUUUGUUUCAAGUCUGGGGUUGCCAAUUUUAUUUACAGUUAGUAUCAAUCAAUGUGCUAUUUUGUUCAUCAAACAUUUGUUGCGGAGAUGCAUCACCUGGAAGAUGGUGGUGGUGGUGGAGAAAAAUGAAUGACUCUUCUUGUGGACUGUGGGAGAAAAACUGUUUGCAUUGUAAUACUUUUUUAUGACUGUAAAGUUUGUUUGAAUGUGUUAACGUAUUACUUAUUGGCGUAAUUAAUCAAAAUUUAGUUCAUUGUUUCUGUUA
Molecule: messenger RNA, 2275 nt
Organism: Lotus japonicus
Lineage: Eukaryota; Viridiplantae; Streptophyta; Magnoliopsida; Fabales; Fabaceae
Product: patellin-3
Exons: 4
Coding region: 139-1872 (577 amino acids)
Molecular function (GO): lipid binding
Source: RefSeq, a predicted model, not a curated record